Molecule: messenger RNA, 1650 nt
Organism: Dissoconium aciculare CBS 342.82
Lineage: Eukaryota; Fungi; Ascomycota; Dothideomycetes; Mycosphaerellales; Dissoconiaceae
Product: isovaleryl-CoA dehydrogenase
Exons: 1
Coding region: 43-1347 (434 amino acids)
Biological process (GO): L-leucine catabolic process
Molecular function (GO): 3-methylbutanoyl-CoA dehydrogenase activity; flavin adenine dinucleotide binding
Source: RefSeq, a predicted model, not a curated record
UAUAAAGCCGUUCGUUACGCACUGAAUCAAUUGAUCUCAAGAAUGGCGCAUGUACAGGAGUUCUACAGGACAUUUGCGCUCUACGCACCGCGUUCAGUGCUGCGAUGUCGUCCGAGUGUCACCUUCAGUGUAGGACGUCAUGCUUCAGGAUUGUCCAACAAGCGGAGACAUCCAAAGGGCUUCCAACCACCAACAAGCAAUGAUCUCGAGGAAUUAAGAGAGCGCACUAUCGAAUUCGUGCGUCGAGAAAUUCCACAAGAAGUAGCACAAGCGACAGACCACAAUAAUGAGUUUCCAAACGAGAUGUGGCAGAAGCUCGGUGCCGCUGGAUUUCUUGGUGUCACGGCAGACGAAGAAUAUGGAGGAUUGUCAAUGGGCUAUCAGGCGCACUGUAUAGUCAUGGAGGAACUCAGCAGAGCUUCUGGCAGUAUCGCGCUCUCCUACGCUGCCCAUUCGCAGCUUUGUGUCAAUCAAUUUCAGCUUCACGGAACUGAUGAGCAGAAGGCACAAUAUCUUCCCGGCCUUACAUCCGGCGAGAAGAUUGGAGCAUUGGCCAUGUCAGAACACAGCGCAGGCAGCGAUGUUGUCAAUAUGAAGAUGACGGCGAAGGCCACGGACGGAGGCUAUCUGCUCAAUGGAACCAAGAUGUGGAUUACGAACGGACCCGACGCUCACGUAAUUGUGGUCUAUGCAAAGACCGAGCCCGCUGCUGGCAAGGACGGUAUCACGGCGUUCAUUGUCGAUACCUCUUCGUCUGGCUUCAGCGUGGCUCGCAAGCUCGACAAACUAGGAAUGCGCGGCUCCAACACCGGCGAAUUGAUGUUCGACAAUGUUUUCGUGCCAUCGGAGAAGAUACUGGGACCCGUAAACCGUGGAGUCAAGGUUCUAAUGGAAGGGCUCGAUCUGGAACGACUUGUCCUCUCAGCAGGUCCGUUGGGACUUAUGCAAGCAGCUCUGGACGUGACACUACCCUAUGUCCACGAACGGAAACAAUUCGGGAUUCCUCUCGCGCACAACCAGUUGAUACAGGCAAAGCUGGCGGACAUGUACACCAAAUAUCGUGCGAGUGCUGCAUUCACAUAUAGCGUGGCUCGUGCCAUCGAUGAGAGCCACGAAGAUCCACAGAUCAAGACUCAGGACUGUGCUGGCGCAAUCCUUUUCGCAGCGGAGAGGGCAACGGAAUGCGGCAUGGACGCGAUCCAAUGCCUUGGCGGAAUGGGUUAUAUGAACGAAAUGGCUGCCGGACGUAUCAUGAGAGACGCGAAGCUGUACGAAAUCGGCGCGGGCACGUCAGAAGUAAGACGAUUUGUGAUUGGGAGAGUCUUUAAUCGUGAAUAUGGUCGUUAGUAUUGGUGUAAAAAUGGACUGAAUCUUGUUCACUGCCGGGUGCAUGAAAGAAUAAUGGUCCUUUUUGCAGGCGAUACCGGCCGGAUGAACACGACCAAACAGCAACGUGACCAUUCGCAUACACGGUAGCGCGUCCCUCCAUAAGGCUGAUCACAUGAAGAAUUGUAUGUAGGCUUCGGAGAGAUGAACGGUCGAGCGUAGUUGUUGUUUUUUUCUUCAAGAUUGUAUUGCAAAGUCCUUAGGUAUCUACUAGGUAGGUAUCCAGGAAGUACGUGAAGUGAUGGAUGCCGAUCUGACAUGCCU